Messenger RNA from Wallemia mellicola CBS 633.66, 953 nucleotides. RefSeq lists its product as hypothetical. The record is from RefSeq and is a predicted model, not a curated record. The coding region runs from base 244 to 579 and encodes 111 amino acids. NCBI's taxonomy places the organism in Eukaryota, Fungi, Basidiomycota, Wallemiomycetes, Wallemiales, Wallemiaceae. The transcript is spliced from 2 exons.
AUUAAUCUAUAACGUUCAUUUAAUACUGUCGGAGAUAUAAGUUAUAUCUCCGCAACUAUGUAUUCCUAGGUGAAUGAACACAUCUGUAACUUAUUACUAUACAGCCAAUAAUAUCAUAUGAUAUAUCCAUAGACACCCACGUGAUCACGCAUACCGUACUAAUUUCUAGUUUCCGGUUGCUCACUUGAUCUACCGUUAUCACAUCACACGACUUAUCUCAUCCGUUUUUUGACUUGAACGAUCAUGGACGGCGCUGGACCAUUUGGAAAUCCAAGAGCACAAGCACCUGCUGCUAUGCCAUUUAACCAAGGAUAUACUAAGGAUUGUUUACAAUGUAGAUUGACUGGUGCAGCUGUUUUCACGGGAGCAGGUUUAUUCUCGCUUUAUGAAGCAAGAAAACACGGCGCAUUCGACAGAAUAUCUGGUACCGGCAGAGGCGUAGAAGGUAGAGCAACUGUAGACGGUCUUGGUAGAGGUCUUGCCGGCAAAGGUGGCUUGAAAGGUACCGGAUUGGCAGUUUUUGGUAUCGGUAUGAUAUCUGCUGGUAUCUUCCGUCUCCUCGUAAAGACACCAAAUUGAAAGACAGACAAUGAUGACAAAAGAAACCAUGUACUUUUAAGAAUAACAACAUUUUUUUUCCAUACAUAAUAGUAAAUAAUCUAUAUUCAAAGGACCUAGUAUGCUUUUUCAUGAAUACUGACACUACGACCACUUGGGUCAGCUGAACAUCCCCAUUCACCUUUUGGAAUCCAUCUAACUGCUGUUUCAGCAGCCGUCUUCGAUGGGAAUAAGCUUUCAAACGUCUCUCUAAUCCAGUAUGCUUCCUUGGUGUCUGGUGUGUCGUGAGGGAAACGUUCCGCACGCUUUUCGAAUUUUUCAUCGGAUACUUGCUCAGCAGUGAAAUCCUUGAUACCAUCAAUCCAGGAAUAACCAACACCAUCACUAAACUGUUC